Gracilinanus agilis (Agile Gracile Mouse Opossum) is the source of this 1652-nucleotide messenger RNA. RefSeq names its product interferon induced protein 35 (gene IFI35). Lineage: Eukaryota; Metazoa; Chordata; Mammalia; Didelphimorphia; Didelphidae. The transcript is spliced from 7 exons. Gene Ontology annotation, cellular component: nucleus. Bases 73 to 1338 code for a protein of 421 amino acids. The record is from RefSeq and is a predicted model, not a curated record.
CUGGGCAGCCCCUUCCCAGAAUCCUCACCUCCAGGUGGGCCCCUGGGCCUUGGCACUGCCCCAAGUCAGGACAUGGCCGAGAAAUUCAAUUUUCCCGUAGACGACCAGAGCCAGGAUCAACUGACAUGUGAGAAUGUUUCAAGUGCAGAGAUUCCUGGACCACAGGAGAAGGAACUAUGGAGAAAAAAGCUUCACGUAAGUCACAGUGAGAAGCAGGGCCCUCUCCAGGAAGAUGGAGGAGAUUGUGUUUCAGGUGGGACCAACCAGAAUGAGAGUCUCCUUUCCUUGGAUAGGUACAUUCUUUGGAAAGACAAGUAUUAUUUGCUUUUUUCUUUUGUUUGUUUGAGAGAGGCUGGAGGGAAGAUGGGAAGAAGAAAGAAAAAAGGGAAGAAGGGGAAAAAGGAAGGGAGAGAGGGAGGGAAUAAAGGAGGGAGGGAGGAAGGGAAACAAGUAGUUAUUUCAUCAUUACUUCUCCCCCUCCCCCCUCUACCUGAACAGAAGCUCUGCUACCUGAAAGAAGAACAGAAAAGACUGAAACUGAGAAAGGAAGAGCUACAGCGACUCCAGACAGAACAAAAUGUCCCAAAUAAGGAGGAGGUUCCCUUUCCAGUGCCUCAGGCAGUCCUGGUGUUCCGAGGACUGAUCAAGGAGGGAGAGGAAGCGCAUGAGACCGUGAUUUCUGAUCUCCAGGUCCAUUAUCCGCUGCCUGGGAGUUCAGCUUUGGUCAGCUUUGAGGACCCUAAAGUGGCAGCUGAUCUCCUCCAGGACCAAGAACAUGUUAUCUUCUUGGAGGAUUGCCGGCUUCCUGUCCUCAUCCAGCCUGUGGAGUUGCCCGUUCCAACCUCCAUCAAGGUGCUCACUUGGUUAUGCAACCAGAAAGUGCUGGUGGUUGGGCUGCCCACUGACCUCGAUUUGAGUGAAGAUAUCCUAUUGGACAAGCUGGAACUUUUCUUUGGCAAGCCCUCCAAUGGAGGUGGGGAGGUGACAACUCGAGAGCUGCUUCCAGGGGCUGCUGUUCUGGGCUUUGUUGAUGACAAAGUGAUUGAGAACCUGAUCCAGACCCGUUGCUUCAGGGUGCCCCUGGGCAGUAAAAAAGUUUCUUUGAGAGUUUUCCCCUAUGUUGAUGGCAAGAUCCAGGAAAUGGAGAUAAGUCACUGCCCAGUCCCCAACUCAGUGCUGGUACCUAAUAUCCCAGACAUUCUCGAUGGCCCAGAAUUCCAGGACGUACUUGAAAUCCAUUUCCAAAAGCCAUCUGAAGGUGGGGGUGAGGUAGAAUCGUUGAUAUAUGUAGACCCUAGGAAACAGAGUCUGGCCCUUUUCACCCAGGAGAGAGCUUAAUCAGCUGCACAACCCUCCCUAGAUGCUUCUCUUUGCAUCAUUGUCCCAGAUUUUGUUAUCUGUACUUAAAGGGUGGUAGGCAGGUUUCAUUCCCUUCUCUCUAGCCAUCUCCCCUUUAAGACAUUAAAGCAAGGAAAGCAUGUACUGCCAUCACUAUCAUGGAUUUUUUUUAUAGCAUUUCACUCCAACCUGACUGGGGAGUAGAGAGAGGGAUUUUAUACCUGGCACAGAGCAGGUGCUUAAUAAAUGCUUUUGACUGUAUGAUUGAGUAGGAGAAAAACGGAGGGCUGGGCUAGGCUAGGGGGUCAAGAAAC